UUUCAGCUUUGAAGUGCUGCACACGGAGACCUGCUGUCUCAGGAAGGGUUUAGCACCUCUUUAGUCUCUAGUCAAGAGGUAAAUCUGGAGUAUGGUACCACAUGGAACAGAAAUAGGAGACAAAACAGCUCAUCUCGGAACAAAAUGCAUACAGCAGUGUGCCUCGACACACAGGAAAAGCUGCUUCUUGUCCUAUAAAAGUCAUUUAUAUUUUGAAACAGAAAUAGUGGGGGAAGAGCUCUUUAUGGAAAACAAACAAAGGGCAAAGUCCAGUUGUUGGUCAUGAGGAUGUUUCUCGGAGACCUUUGGUUUGGCCCAGAUGCAAGAACUGAAUCAUUUGGUUGAACGUCUUGUUCAAAAUCUGGAUCUGUAAAAUAUCUCCAUGUGCAGGACUUAUGAUUUCACCAUUUGAACGAAACUUCACACGCAUCAUGACAAACCUGUUCUCCACAAGCGUGCCUAAUUCCUCCUACAUAUCUAUCCAUCCAUCAUCAGAAGGCUCCACCUGUGAACUGGAUGACACUGCCCUGAGUAUCCCUCUGGCAUUCUGGUACUCCCUAAUUUUUGUUUUUGGCCUGGGAGGGAACCUGCUUGCUCUCUGGGUGUUCUUGUUCAUCCAUGGCAAGAAAAACUCAGUACGGGUAUUCUUGGUCAACAUCGCCAUUGCUGACCUUUUUCUGGUUAUCUGCCUGCCCUUCCGAGUAGUGUACCACAGCUAUCACAACACCUGGACCUUGGGACGCACUUUUUGCAAGGUGGUGGGCAAUGUCUUCUACAUGAACAUGUACAUCAGCAUCACCCUGCUAGGUUUCAUUGGCAUUGACCGCUAUAUCAGAGUCCAUAGGGCUGCUGGCAGUCGUUUUCGGCAAAAGAGCACAUGGAGCACAGUAGCUUGUGUGAUGGUCUGGGCCCUGUCCAUCGCCGCUACUGUUCCCAUGGCAGCGGUCUCCGAGGGCAGUGAAGACCCGGACAAGUGCUUCCAGUACAAGAAGAAGCAGGGGGCUGAAUGGAAGGCCUACAUAAACUACUCCUUGGUGGCCCUGUUCUGGCUGGUCUUCCUCACCCUGGUCAUCUCCUAUGGCAAGAUUGCCUUCAAAUUGCUGGGCAAUAGCAGACAGAAUCCAGAUUUUCCCAAUGCCCUCCAGUAUAACAGGACAGCUAAGAAGUCAUUUUUUGUCCUGUUCCUCUUCACAGUCUGCUUUGUCCCCUACCACACCUUCCGCAGCAUCUACAUAUACUCCCAGAUCCAUGAGACAUCCUGCUCCUGGAACAGCCUGAUGGACAGAACUAAUGAAAUAGUGCUCCUCUUCUCCACCUUCAACAGUUGCCUGGACCCAGUCAUGUUCUUCCUGCUGUCCGGCUCGGUUCGCAGAUCCACACUGCAGAUCCUCAACAACUUUCUCCACUUACCGGUUAAUCGGACCCCUGCGAUCAGCGAAUCCAACGAAUCACACACAGACCCUCGAUGUUCCCACAGAUUUCCACCUCCAGGAACAGUGCAGGCUGGACUGCACCCUUGCACUGUGAUGCUGGUGUCCAAUCAAGUGUCCUAAAGUCCAGACUUGCUGAGGGUACUUCCUGUCCAUAAGCAAUUUUAACUCAACCAUGAUAAUCACACUGAUUCAAUGGACAUUUGAAAGAAAUCACACUGAUUCCAUGGAUACUUCAAAGAAAUCACACAAAUUCCGUGAUACAUAGAAGAAAUCACAUUGGGAGAUACUUAGUGCUUUGUAUCUGUGGAAGGUCCAACAAGUUCUUAACACGGAUGUAAUUAUGCAUAUGAAGUAUCCCCUCAUUGAAAACUAUAGGCAGCUGAACUGAAGGGAAGGGGAAUGAUGUUAAUAGCCAUAGGCUAUAGCUUCACUUCUCCUUAUGAAGAUCAUUUCAAUUUGUAAUUUGUGUAUUUCACUUUCAGUUAGCUAGAAUAUGUUGUGAAAAUGUAUAAUUAUCUGUAUAAUAACCUUAAUAAACCUUAAUAAAAUAGAAUAAAACAAUAAAAUAGAAAAGCUUCUUUAAAGCUUCU
Anguilla anguilla (European eel) is the source of this 2023-nucleotide messenger RNA. Its product is annotated as probable G-protein coupled receptor 34. Gene Ontology annotation, biological process: G protein-coupled receptor signaling pathway. Gene Ontology annotation, molecular function: G protein-coupled purinergic nucleotide receptor activity. The coding region runs from base 396 to 1553 and encodes 385 amino acids. Gene Ontology annotation, cellular component: membrane. Lineage: Eukaryota; Metazoa; Chordata; Actinopteri; Anguilliformes; Anguillidae. The transcript is spliced from 2 exons. The record is from RefSeq and is a predicted model, not a curated record.